Lichtheimia ornata is the source of this 2151-nucleotide messenger RNA. RefSeq lists its product as uncharacterized. NCBI's taxonomy places the organism in Eukaryota, Fungi, Mucoromycota, Mucoromycetes, Mucorales, Lichtheimiaceae. Bases 1 to 2151 code for a protein of 716 amino acids. The transcript has 6 exons. Gene Ontology annotation, molecular function: protein binding. Gene Ontology annotation, biological process: protein import into peroxisome matrix, docking. The record is from RefSeq and is a predicted model, not a curated record. Gene Ontology annotation, cellular component: peroxisomal membrane; cytosol.
AUGUCACUUCCCCAACUUGCAGGUGGAGCCGACUGUGGCCCUGCCAAUCCAAUGGCCAAUCUCAUGAAGCAAUUCCACCAGGAUCGAUCACUGCAACAGGAUCGUUUCGGUGAACAGCGGGGCGAGAGUUCAAAGGCGGCAGGCUUUCGUUCACGACCCAGCGGACCAGCACCUAUGGAUCACCAGUUUACCGAAGAAUUCUUACGAGAUGAUGUGAGAGGAGGCAUGGAACGACCACCAGGAGCAUUCGAAUUCAGUGGAUUAUCACGAGAGCUUGAGAAUAUUCAUCGCCAACCACAAGAAGGAUGGGCUGCUGAUUUCAUGCAAAAUCAACAUCAAAUGAUGGGCCCACCCGAUGCUCAUCAAUUUGAAGAAUUUGAAAAGAUCUAUCAACAACGAGCUGGCCCAAUGCAACAAGGACAACAUCAUCAAUGGCGUGAAGAAUUCGAUACGUUUCAUGCACCUGCACAACAAAAUGUCCUAGCUCAACAUGAACACAAAGCUUUCGAACGAGCAUUUGAUGAAGCCAAGGGAGUGGAUGUCAAUUGGGAAAAGGAGUUUGCAGCACAAGAAUCUGGAUGGGCAGCUGAAUUUGCUGAGCAAGAAGGGACCACAGCAACCACAUCAGAGCAUGAUAAGGAAGCAUUGGCUCGUACGGCAGGAAUGCUUUUGGAUUCAGUCGACGUGAAUAGCAACCCAAAGUUCAAAAACUCCAAUUUCAUGAACCUCAUGCGUAACUUGCGGGACCGUAAAGUAUCCAUUGAAGGCAACAAGAUGGUGCCUAGCAACCAAGGCGGAGAUUGGGUUUCAGAAUUUGGUCAUGGUGCUUCUUCUUCCUCCUCUACUUGGGCAGACGACUUCGCAGCAAAGGCUGGCAAUGCAUCGAGUGGCAACAUGUGGAGUAAUGAAUUCGCAUCGCAAGCUGAACGAGGAUGGUCUGAAGAGUUUGCUACAGCCAAUCCAAUGCAUCAUCAUCAGCAACCAGCCAUGGCAUCCUCAUCAUCAGCAACACAACAAGAUUGGACAUCCGAAUUCAGCAAACAAGAAGCUGAUAUAUUUGGCAAAGGCACUGAAAUGCAUGAUUGGGUUGAGCAAUAUCACCGGGGCAUGGAUCGGAUAAAAGAAGCUCAAGAUACGGAUUGGCAAGAAAUGCAAAAGGAUUGGGAUCGACUUAAAGAGGACAAUGGAUCAUCAGCUUUUCGAGCCACCAAUCCAGAAUACCAGACUUACAACUUUGCAACGGACAAUCCCUAUCUUCUUGAUCCAACCGCUAUUGAUCGUGUCGAGCACAAUACACUCGCUGAUUCGAUUCUUGCUCUGGAAGCCAAGACACAAUUACAAACAUCGAAUGCAGGUGCAUGGCAAGAACUUGGUUUCAAGCAACAAGAAAACGAGCGUGAUGCAGCUGCGAUUGCCGCUUUACGACGUGCUGUAUCCAUGGACCCUACUUUGGUGGAGGGUUGGCUUGCUCUGGCAGUGAGCUACACCAAUGAAAAUUGUCGCUUGGAUGCCUAUGAUGCCUUAGAACAAUGGAUCACCAACAAUGAAAAGUAUAAGCAUUUGAUCGGCAACGGCAAGGCACCUGUGGAACAGCAUAAUCGACAUGCUUAUAUCACCAACUUGUUUUUGGAAGCUGCACGAAGUUCGCCAGGUGCAGAAAUGGAUGCGGAUGUCCAAGUGGGUCUUGGUGUAUUAUUCAAUGUGUCUGAAGAAUAUGCCAAAGCGAUCGAUUGCUUCAAGGCCGCUUUGCAAAGCCGUCCUCAAGAUUACUUACUAUGGAACAAGCUGGGUGCUACUCUAGCUAACUCUCGUGAUACCACUGGUGCCAUUGAUGCCUAUUUUACUGCUCUUGAAAUUAAUCCUUCCUAUGUGCGCGCACGCUAUAACCUCGCCAUCAGCUGCAUCAACCUCGGUCAACAUCGUGAAGCCGCUGAGCAUCUUUUAACAUCACUGGCUAUUCAACAACAAGCCGACUCACAAAUUUCCAUGCUCAUUGAUGAAAAUGGUAACAAGGUGCCGGUCCAAGGAGGCAUGAGUGAAAACGUAUGGGAUAGUUUGCGUAUGCUCAUGUUCAUGAUGAACCGCGAGGAUCUCGCCAAGCAUUGUGACAGCCGCAAUUUGAAUGUCUUUCGUGGAGAAUUUGAAUUUUGA